Molecule: messenger RNA, 4482 nt
Organism: Cuculus canorus (common cuckoo)
Lineage: Eukaryota; Metazoa; Chordata; Aves; Cuculiformes; Cuculidae
Gene: PYGO1
Product: pygopus family PHD finger 1
Exons: 3
Coding region: 148-1404 (418 amino acids)
Source: RefSeq, a predicted model, not a curated record
CCCAAAGUUUGCAAAGUGCGGCGGCGGGGGGGCCGCGCGGGGGGCGGAGGCGGCGCGGGCGGAGGGGGCGGGCCGCGGGCCGGCGGCAGCGGCAUCAAAGAGCCCCGGUUCCUGCCGCGCCGCCAGAGCCAUGCGCCGCCGUCUGUCAUGUCAGCGGAACAGGAGAAGGACCCCAUCGCGCUGAAAAGAGCCCGAGGUGGUGACAGUGGAUUGGAUGGGUUAGGCGGACCGGGAGUACAGCUUGGAAGCCCUGAUAAGAAAAAGCGCAAAGCAAAUACACAGGGAUCAUCGUUUCCUCCUCCUUCUGAAUAUGCUCCACCGCCAAAUCCAAGCUCUGACCACCUUGUAGCUGCAAAUCCAUUUGAUGACAACUAUAAUACCGUGUCUUAUAAACCACUUCCUUCAGGAAAUCCAUAUUUUGGUAAUCCUGGUUAUCCCGGCUUUGGAGGCUAUAACACUUUCAGAAUGCCACCUCACAUGCUGCCCAGGGUGUCUUCACCAUAUGGUGGUUCUUACUCCCUCAGGAACCAACCACAUCCGCUUCCUCAAAACCCUGUGGGAAUGGGGUUUAGUCGGCCCCACUCUUUCAGCUUCGGACCACACGAUAACCCAGGCUUUGGGAAUCAGCCACCUUAUAGUAGUGGGCAGAUAAGUCAAAAUGUCAAUAUGCCUGGUCAGCAUUUCAGACCAAAUCCUGGUGAGAACUUUGGCCAUUCUGGUCAGAUACCACACCCUGACGUUCCAUCUAACUUUGGUCCUGGAAAUAAUCCAAAUUUCCCAAAUUCUCAGCUAGAGUCAAACCAUUCCUUUGUUCCUCCACCAAACACGUACAACCAGACAAAAUCGUCAGCACAAAAGCAAGACUUUAGUCAAGGAGCAAGCAAAGCAUCCAGCCAGAACACAGCUGCUCAUCAGCAUCAUCACAGGGCAGAGGAAGUUGUGAGUCAAGGCAACAGUGACCUAAAAAAUGUUACUCGAAACAAUGUGGUAAACCAGGAUAACAGCCAUUCUAAUAGUGGUGAUAACACUAAUGCUGGCCAUUCAAAUGGAACUCAGAGUAAGUCCCGCCAGCCUCGAGGUACUGCUGAAGGAUGCAGUACUGAAAAGAGCAACAAAACACCCCUUCAUCCCAGUCGUCACGGUCACUCGUCCUCUGAACCCGUCUACCCGUGUGGAAUUUGUACACAUGAAGUUAAUGAUGACCAGGAUGCCAUCCUGUGCGAAGCCUCUUGUCAAAAAUGGUUUCAUCGGAUCUGUACAGGCAUGACUGAGUCAGCUUAUGGCCUUCUUACAGCUGAAGCAUCAGCAGUAUGGGGUUGUGAUACGUGUAUGGCUGACAAAGAUGUCCAGCUGAUGCGUACAAGAGAGACUGCAGGACCACCUGCGCUGAAUGUGGAUGGCUAACCACCUGAGCUGCUGGUAGCGGGUGAAACACUUGCUAUGAAGAUUUGAUUACAAAUUGGGUACUUCACUUCCUGCAGACAAUCAGUUGUGUUUGAUCGCUGGCAUAUUUUUUCUCCAUCUUUUUUUAUUCGUGAACUUCCAUCUCAACUUUUCUACUCUUAGUUUCACAUGUGCAAAUGUUUUACAGGAUGGAAUACUUUUUGUUUCUGAUUAAACUGUAAAAAGUUACUGACAAUUGGUCAGAAGUAGGUUGUGCGUUUACCAUUUUAUUGAAGGCAAAAAUGUGCCUAUAUGAAUAACCCCAAAUUUGCUAGUGUUAAGGUGUUUACUAAUGCUAGCAUUUAGUGCUCUGUUUCAAUGGUACUACAUUUACAAGUACUCAUUAUGGGUUUUUUUUCUCUUUUUGAGGGUGAAUGUUCAUUACAGAUGGUCUUGCUAUCCUUUCUUUGAAUAUAGAGGAGAUGACAUGGAAGAAUGUGCAGUACUAAUAGUUUUUAUUUUAGGGUAAAUACAGAGGAUUUCAUAUGUGCUUUUUUGUAUUUUUGGAGUAAAGCAUUAACACAGUAUUAAAAAACUGAUGACUUUAUGCCUAGUAACACAGUGAAACAUAGUAAGUCUUACACAUUUAUAUUUCCCUGAAAAGGCGAUGGUCUCUCUUGACUUCUUAGCAAAUACUUACUGAAGACUCUUGCUAUGUUUUGCAGUAUUUAGAAAUUGUUACAGAAUAUUAUUACAUUGGAAAAAGAAUAUGUCAAGUUCAUGAAGUCCAGUGCUUUAAAUCUAAAAAAAAUCAAAACUAGGGUUGCAUAUGUGACCUUAAUUCAUUUGUCCUAAGCGCAUACGUUAGGAUAUAGUCUCUGCAUCAGUCAUGGUUGUGCGAUCAUACACCUCUCAUCCUUUCUCAUUGAUAGGUCCCGUCUCCUGCCUUGGUGUUCCCUGAGAAUUGUGAAUGAACUGGUGUAGGGAAAGUUCAGCCCAUCGUUUUAGGGUUUUCAACUAGGGCCUGCUCGGUUGUCCUGAACUUACCCACUCCGCUUGGCGUAAAGGAGAGUGCAAGGCAAUGGAUUGUCCUCAGCACAGACUCUGAACUGCAAGAUAAUUUGGCCAGCAAAGCCCUAAAACUGUACUCCCACCACUGCCCCAGAUGGUCUUGCAGUGAGGGAGUGGGAAGUCUGGGGUGGAGAAGAAAUACAGCUUUCACAUCAAGUAGUUUAGGUCACAUCAGGAGCAAGUAAUUGGAAUUUUAGCUUCUUUACUAAACUUGAUAUCCUAUUGACAACUAUUAAUGGCACUGGAGCUUCAUGCGUGAUGCUAAGAAUUCUAUUUAAAUAUGGGUAAUUUGAUCUUAUUCUUGAUCUCAGAACUAAUCUCUCCUGCUUUUUUUUUUAUUUUAUUUUUAAUGUGGGGAAACAUGUAGCCUUGAAAACUUCAGCCUUAUCAGUAUGAUAAGUUGUGUAUGCAACUGAAAAUGCAUGUUUCUGUAGAGAGAAGUGUUGUGUAAUUUAAUAAAAGAUGGCGCUGUAAUUACAGACUUUGCUUGUGGUACUCAGUCCUGAGCUGGAAACUUCUAGUUUUUAAACAAUCAGCAGUUAAAUCCUAUGUCAAGCAUCACAGGUGCCAGUCACAUUUCUUAAUGUGAUAAAGUGUUCAGGCCUGUGGUGAUCAGUGGUGUAGGAGUCUAUACAGAAUACAGUCAUCUAUAUAAACAGGUAGCUUUUGUGAUAAGCUGUGCUAAUGAGUUAAAAGUAAGGCCUAUUUGUUGGUUCACUGUUGUGUUGGAUUUUAAAUGGGCUCUGAUGUGGUACUUUCCUGGAAGAUACUGUGCAGUUCUACUUAACUGUCACUGGUUUAUUUUUAAGGUGAUAAGUUUUAUGUACUCUUUUACUGGAGAACUGCAACAUUGCCCUCCUUUAAUGUCUUACCUUUCAUCAGGAAAAAGGAAAUAAUGUCUAAAGUGUAAAUGACACUAUUAAUAUCUUGAGGAUUUCCUGUGUACAGAUGUAAAGAAAGCAUAAGGCAGAUAAACAGGGCUUCUGUUUUUAUCACUAUUUGCUUUAUUUAGUACAGAGACUAAACUUAAUCCUGUUUUGUUAGAAGUGUGACAUUUGAAAAUAACAGAAAAACAACCAAGCAGCAACCUCAGUUAGGGAGAUUUGUUCUUUACUAGUUUUCCUAACGACCAACUGACUGUUAGAAUUUGCUUUUGAUAUUUAAAGUAGAAAUUAAACCAAACCUUCUUUAGGUAGAUCUGUUCCCCUGGGAAUCAAUUUAAUCUCUGCAACACUUUGCACUGUGAAGUUUGGGGAGCUGGUUCAGACCUACCACAAUGUCAAUGGCAUAAAACAUUUUGCUUUGUGAAAAUUCAACAACGGUUCUGAUGAUGUUACACAAGUGUGCUGUUCACCUUUCCCCCUUCCACGCCCCAUUCCUGUUGGGAGAGGGUGUUUUGGGUGUUUGUUCUCAGCAGUGCAAUUAAUGUUUGAACAUUUCACAGCAUACAUUGUAUUUAAAAUAGCCAUGUAUUUCUUAAUCUUCUAUUCAACUCUACAUGAAGUGAGGCAAGUGUUUUCUAUAUUAGCUAGCAAGACAUUAGAGUUUAAACAUAGUGUUCUUACAAACUUAUAAUCAACUGGAGUAUCAUUUUAUAAAGCCUUAAAAUCUGUAUUUGUGAAACUUAUUCCAACAAAUUAUUUCAGUUUUUCUAAACCAGUUCUAUGUUGGGUUUGUAACCCAGUACAUUUUCUGUGUUUAUUAACCUACAAAUUCAAGGCAUUAGCAAGUGCCAAUUACAAAAUAUCAAAUAAAAACAAGUGAGCAACAAAACCAAGCUUGUUAUCACACUGAUCAUAGAGAUAUGACUGAUUAGGAUCUCCAAAAGUCAUCCAGCCAGUAUCUUUGCCCUACUGAUACACUGUUGGCAUAUCUGGACUCUUUAUCUAGAGAGAGGGUUAUACUUUGGUUUUCUCUGCAUGUAUUGACUAGUAGUAGUUCAAGUAUGCACGGGAAAAAAACAAAAAUCAUGUUUUGUUAGUAAAGUACUAGGAAAAUGUCAGCUGGUUAGAAUUAGGAGUUAGUUAU